AUGCUAGCUACUGGUGCCAUCGUUUUGAGUGACGGCGUGUUCAAAGUCGACGGAGGAGCAAUUUUCGGACGGGUUCCCAAGAUGAUGUGGGAAAACAUCGUUUCCACCGAUCGUAAAAAUCGCAUCACCAUGGGCCUCAACUGCCUGUUGUUACAAUGCAGUGGUAAAAACGUCCUGAUUGACACCGGCGUCGGCCCCAAGGACAACGUCCGCGAUAAGGAAAUGUACGGCCUCGUCCCCAGCCGCCUCAUGCGCAGCCUCAAAGGCACUGGACUUGGCCCUCGUGACAUCGAUGCCGUCGUCCUCUCCCACCUGCAUUUCAGCCACGCCGGUGGCGCAACGCGCAUGGAUCGCGCCGGCGACAUGGUACCCUCCUUCCCCAACGCCACCUAUUACGUCCAGCGUGCCAGUUGGGAAGACGCGCAAAAUCCCUCCGCCCGACACUCCGAUGUUUACCGAGCAGAAGACUUUGCCCCCAUCGCCGAGCGGGGCCGGCUGGAAUUGCUGGAUGGCGACACCGAAUUGUUCACCGGAUUAAAUCUGCUGGUUACCGACGGCCACUGCCCCGGACAUCAGAUGGUUGUGUUCAGCCACGGCGGCGAACGGAUCGUCUACACCGGCGACCUUGUGCCGACACGCAUCAUCUGGGUCUCACCGUCAUUUCGUCCUACGACUACGAACCGGAAUCAACGCUCAACCAAAAACAGGACAUCCUGA
This is a messenger RNA of Geodia barretti, 717 nucleotides long. The record is from the annotation of a GenBank genome assembly. Lineage: Eukaryota; Metazoa; Porifera; Demospongiae; Tetractinellida; Geodiidae.